GGGCCACGACGUACAUCGCCUGCACGGCCUGCAGGUUCCGCUGGAACUUCAAGAACAACCACUGGUGUUACCAGUGCGGCGGCGCCCUGGUACCGAGCCCCUCGGAGGACAAGCGGCCUCGCGGCCAGUGGGUCUGGGGCCCGCCGCAGGCCCAGGCCGUCCAAGGCCGGCCUUGGGUCUAUCAACAGGCGGGCUGGGUGCCUCAAGGCGGCCGCGCGGGACAGCAGCAGCCCUCCCAGCCUGCAGACCCGUUUGUGUUCUUCGAGAAGGAGCUCGGCUCGGACUGCGACGAGCUGCUCAAGCUCAAAGCGGCGGUGCAGGCCAAGAAGGAGGCCCAGGCAGCCGCUGCUGGCGCGGGCGCCCCUCAGAAGGCGCCACUCCUUGAGGAGGAAGUGCGGGCCAAAGGUGUGGCCUGCAGGAGGGCGCUGGCAUGGCUUGAGACCUGCGCUGCCCGCGUCUUGGAGGGCGAGCAGUGGCUGGCCGACGCCCAGGCCGCUGAGGACGAGGCGGCCGCCAGCGCUCACGCUGCGCAGCAGGACUGGGAGGCGGCCUGUGCCAAGCAGGUCAAGGCCAAAGCGGCGCCGCCUUCAGCGCCGCCACCCACUUCUUCGGCGAUCAACCUGUCGACGCUCGUUGAUGAGGGCUCGCUGCAGAUCGUGGACGGGCCGCUUUUCGACCUCUCGGGCUUGGAGCUCGACGAGCAGGCGCGCGUCGAUUGGGAGCGCAUCAAGCAGGAGCUGGCCGACAGCGCCCAGACCAAGGUCCAGGAAGUCCUUGGACCCUCGGCGCAGCGCAUCCUGGAGCUGCGGGAGGAGGCUCGGAAGCUUCGCGCCAGGGAGGAGGCCAAGCGCAGGCGCGUGGACGGCAGCGACGCGGCCAUGCGCGCCGCGGCCAGAGCCAAGGCCAAGUCUGCCCAGGACGAGCUUAAUGCUCAGCAGGAGGCCGCCGCCUCCUUCGCAGAGCCCGCUCCUGGUGCGCAGCACGCCGACUGCGGCUCCAGGCUCGGCGUCACCAACCCCGCAGGCGAGACGUUCGUCUCCGUCGCGUUCGGCGUCGCGCGGUCCUUCGCCAUCCCCGAGUGCGAAGAUUUCGGCCACUCGCACUUCUGCGAGCGCCUCGGGUCAAGCCUCGCUGACGGGUGCGCUUGGCGGGCUGGCGUAUGCUGCCCUUAA
Messenger RNA from Prorocentrum cordatum, 1172 nucleotides. NCBI's taxonomy places the organism in Eukaryota, Dinophyceae, Prorocentrales, Prorocentraceae. The record is from the annotation of a GenBank genome assembly.